CCCAGUGCCUGGAUGGGAUUGACUAUGAUGACUUCAGUUUCGGCUCCCACAUGGUGGAACAGAAGGAGCCCCUGAUGGAGACGGUGGAAGGUCCCUACCUUGUCAUCAUUGAGCAGCCAAAGCAGCGGGGGUUCCGGUUUCGGUAUGGCUGCGAGGGCCCUUCGCACGGGGGGCUGCCCGGAGCAUCCAGCGAGAAGGGGCGCAAGACGUACCCCACCGUCAAGAUCUGCAACUACACAGGGAUGGCCCGGAUCGAGGUGGACCUGGUGACGCACAGCGACCCUCCCCGCGUGCAUGCCCACAGCCUCGUGGGCAAGCAGUGCAACGAGGCUGGAAACUGCAUUGCAAUCGUGGGACCCAAGGACAUGACGGCUCAGUUCAGCAACCUGGGUGUGCUCCAUGUCACCAAGAAGAAUAUGAUGGAGAUCAUGAAGGAAAAGCUGAAGCAGCAGAAGAUGCGCACCAGAAGCCAUCUGCUGACAGAAGCAGAGCUGCGUGAGAUUGAGCUAGAGGCAAAGGAGCUGAAGAAGGUGAUGGACCUCAGCAUCGUGCGGUUGCGCUUCACCGCCUACCUCCGUGACAGCAGUGGGAACUUCACGCUGGCCCUCCAACCUGUGAUCUCAGACCCCAUCCAUGACAGCAAGUCCCCAGGAGCUUCCAACCUGAAGAUCUCACGGAUGGAUAAGACGGCAGGCUCUGUGCGGGGAGGGGAUGAGGUCUACUUGCUGUGUGAUAAAGUUCAGAAAGAUGACAUCGAGGUGCGUUUCUAUGAGGAUGAUGAGAACGGCUGGCAGGCCUUUGGGGACUUCUCCCCCACUGACGUACACAAGCAGUAUGCCAUCGUCUUCCGCACGCCCCCCUACCACAAGCCCAAGAUCGACCGUCCUGUCACUGUCUUCCUGCAACUGAAGCGGAAGCGGGGAGGUGACGUGAGCGACUCCAAGCAGUUCACCUACUACCCCGUGGUGGAAGAUAAGGAAGAAGUGGAGAGGAAACGCAAGAAAGUCCUGCCUCAGUUUCCCCAGCACUUUGGUGGGGGCUCACACAUGGGAGGUGCAGGCGGGGGGGCUGGGGGCUUCGGCUCUGGAGGAGGCGGUCACCUCAGCUUCCCCUACUCCCCCGGGCUGGCCUACAACAGCAUCUACUCAUCCGGCCCGCACCCUGUGGGGGGCUACCAGGGGGGUGUGCAGAUGAAGGGCCCUGAAGCAGAGGGACCCGGGAGCGACAGGCAGGCACCUGCAGAGACCACGUACUGCAAGGACCUGCAGCAGCACGCCCAGCUCUGCCAGCUGUGGAUGCUGGCGCUGGCCCGUCGCAAUGCCCACGCCCUGCUCGACUACUCGGUCACCGCCGACCCCCGCAUGCUGCUGGCAGUCCAGAGGCACCUGGCCGCAUCACAGGAUGAGAACGGAGACACGCCUUUGCACCUCGCUAUUAUCCAUGAGCAGACAGCUGUGAUCAAGCAGCUGAUCGAGGUCAUUGUUAGCAUCCCCAGCCAGCAAAUCAUCAACAUCUCCAACAACCUUCAGCAGACACCACUGCAUCUGGCAGUUAUCACCAAGCAGCCCCAAGUAGUCCAGCUCCUCCUGCAAGCCCACGCCGACCCCACCUUACUGGACCGCUAUGGCAAUUCCUUGCUGCACCUAGCACUCCAAGCGGGUGAUGAAGACAUGCUGAGGACACUUCUGGCCCACCUGGGCUCAGCUGCCCCUUACCUGCUCCGCCUGCCCAAUUUCCACGGCCUCCUGCCUGUGCACUUGGCCGUGAAGGCAAAGAGUUUGGCCUGCUUGGACCUGCUGGUCAGGAAGGGAGCAGAUGUGAACGCAGUGGAGAGGCAGGGUGGGAGGACUCCCCUGCACCUGGCUGUGGAGAUGGAGAACCUGAACAUGGCCACUCACCUGGUGAAGAAGCUGGGAGCAGAUGUCAACAGCCGGACUUUUGCGGGGAACACCCCCCUGCACCUGGCUGCCGGCCUGGGCUCCCCCACCCUCACCAAACUGCUCCUCAAGGCUG
Merops nubicus (carmine bee-eater) is the source of this 2013-nucleotide messenger RNA. It is a transcript of the gene NFKB2, whose product is annotated as nuclear factor of kappa light polypeptide gene enhancer in B-cells 2 (p49/p100). The annotation marks the transcript as partial. Gene Ontology annotation, molecular function: DNA-binding transcription factor activity, RNA polymerase II-specific; protein binding; RNA polymerase II cis-regulatory region sequence-specific DNA binding. NCBI's taxonomy places the organism in Eukaryota, Metazoa, Chordata, Aves, Coraciiformes, Meropidae. Gene Ontology annotation, biological process: innate immune response; canonical NF-kappaB signal transduction; inflammatory response. The record is from RefSeq and is a predicted model, not a curated record. The transcript is spliced from 16 exons. Gene Ontology annotation, cellular component: cytoplasm.